GCUACGUGUCUUGGCCUUCGCGAGCGGACGGCGGGCAGGCAUCAUGGAUCAGGUAAUGCAGUUCGUUGAGCCAAGUCGGCAGUUUGUGAAGGACUCAAUUCGGCUGGUUAAAAGAUGCACCAAACCGGAUCGAAAAGAAUUCCAGAAGAUUGCCAUGGCAACUGCAAUAGGAUUUGCCAUAAUGGGAUUCAUUGGCUUUUUUGUGAAAUUGAUCCAUAUUCCUAUUAAUAACAUCAUUGUUGGUGGCUGAAUACCUUUUUAGAAAAGUGUUUUUCAUCUUGGGGCUUGGUGAACAAGUGUGGAUUUGAGACGCUCAUGGAGUAAAAAAAAUUUGCCUAUG
This is a messenger RNA of Balaenoptera ricei (Rice's whale), 340 nucleotides long. Its product is annotated as protein transport protein Sec61 subunit gamma. Gene Ontology annotation, biological process: post-translational protein targeting to membrane, translocation; protein targeting. The record is from RefSeq and is a predicted model, not a curated record. Gene Ontology annotation, cellular component: Ssh1 translocon complex; membrane. Bases 44 to 250 code for a protein of 68 amino acids. The transcript has a single exon. Gene Ontology annotation, molecular function: transmembrane protein transporter activity. NCBI's taxonomy places the organism in Eukaryota, Metazoa, Chordata, Mammalia, Artiodactyla, Balaenopteridae.